AUGUCUGCUCCCUUAUCUGGCCGCCAAUCUCCCCCUCCGGAGCAUCAAUCGGGCGCCCAGCAGCAGGACACUCCCGGCUCUGGCAAGACCAAUGUCGGCAAACACCCAGCUCCCGAGUUCUCGCAUAAGUCGUCGGAGGACUUUAAGAACAAUGUUCUGACGAGCAACCCUGAACAUCCGCUGGAGAAGAUUGAGGCGGAGAAGUUCGCCAAGGGAAAACAACAUUAA
This is a messenger RNA of Penicillium digitatum Pd1, 228 nucleotides long. RefSeq lists its product as uncharacterized. Lineage: Eukaryota; Fungi; Ascomycota; Eurotiomycetes; Eurotiales; Aspergillaceae. The record is from RefSeq and is a predicted model, not a curated record.